AUGGUUGCCGGGUUUCAUCCUUUUUGUUUUCCUCAUCCUCACUCUUCUUUUUCUCUCAAGUUCAAAAAGUCCCUGAGCAUGAUAUUUCAGGCCUCAAGGUUCAGCGCCUCGGGACGCAAAGUGCCCCUCCUCGAGCCCCGCCGAAGCGAAGCAUGCCGCUUACACACAAACCCCACAGACGCCGCAGUGGAGUGGUCCAGCAACACAACGGCAUCCUUCCCACUCACAGUGCACACAUACACAAUGACAGUCCCACAUGCUCAUGUCAGAGAGGCAUUACGGCAUUCCCUAAAAUAUACACCAAGCCACACCACCUACAAAGAGGAAAAGAAACCACAAGAAAUGAACAACAACAACAACAGGAUACCAACAGCACACAAAGCACUUACAGUACAAUAA
Messenger RNA from Trypanosoma theileri, 399 nucleotides. RefSeq lists its product as uncharacterized. The transcript has a single exon. The coding region runs from base 1 to 399 and encodes 132 amino acids. Lineage: Eukaryota; Euglenozoa; Kinetoplastea; Trypanosomatida; Trypanosomatidae. The record is from RefSeq and is a predicted model, not a curated record.